This is a messenger RNA of Carcharodon carcharias (great white shark), 1788 nucleotides long. Its product is annotated as basic proline-rich protein-like. The transcript has 7 exons. The annotation marks the transcript as partial. The record is from RefSeq and is a predicted model, not a curated record. NCBI's taxonomy places the organism in Eukaryota, Metazoa, Chordata, Chondrichthyes, Lamniformes, Lamnidae.
CCCCCCCCACCCCCCUCCCCCCCCCCCCCCACUCCCCCCCCCCACCCCCCUCCCCCCCUCCCCCCCCACCCCCCCCUCCCCCCCCCCCCACCCCCCUCCCCCCCUCCCCCCCACCCCCCCCUCCCCCCCCCCCCCCCCCCCCCCCCCCACCCCCCACCCCCUCCCCCCCCCCCACCCCCCCUCCCCCCCCACCCCCCCACCCCCCCUCCCACCCCCCACCCCCCUCCCCCUCCCCCCACCCCCCCUCCCCCCCCCCCCCCACCCCCCUCCCCCCCACCCCCUCCCCCCACCCCCUCCCCCCAUCCCCCCCCACCCCCCCCUCCCCCCCCACCACCCCCCUCCCCCCCCCCCACCCAUCCCCCCCCCCCCCCCCCCACCCCCCCCCCACCCCUCCCCCCCACUCCCCCCUCCCCCCCCCCCCAUCCCCCCCACCCCCCCUCCCCCCCCAAGCCAUCCCCCCUCCCCACCCCUCCCCCCACCCCCCCACCCCCACCCCCCCCCAAUCCCCCCCCCCCCCCCCCCCCCAACCAUCCCCCCCCACCCCCCCCCCCCCCCCAACCAUCCCCCCACCCCCCCCCACCAUCCCCCACCCCCCCCCCACCAUCCCCCCUCCCCCCCCCACCAUCCACCCUCCCCCACCCCCCAUCCCCCCCCCCCCCCACCCCCCCCCCACCAUCCCCCCUCCCCCCCCCCACCAUCCCCCACCCCCCCCCACCAUCCCCCCUCCCCCCCCCACCAUCCCCCACCCCCCCCCCACCAUCCCCCACCCCCCCCCCCCACCAUCCCCCCCUCCCCCCCCCCCCACCAUCCCCCCCCCCCCCCCCACCAUCCCCCCAACCCCCCCCCUCCCCCCCCCCACCCCCCCCCCCACCAUCCCCCCCCCCCCCCCCACCACCAUCCCCCCCCCCCCCACAACCAUCCCCCCCCCCCCCCCCACCCCCCCCAUCCCCCCUCCCCCCCCCACCCCCAUCCCCCCCAUCCCCCCUCCCCCCCCCACCCCCCCCACCACCAUCCCCCCCACCCCCCCCACCACCAUCCCCCCCCCCCCCCCCCCCCCCCCCCCCACCCCCACCCCCCCCCCCCCACCCCCUCCCCCCACCAUCCCCCCCACCCCCCCCCCCACCAUCCCCCCCCCCCCCCCCACCACCAUCCCCCCUCCCCCCCCCACCACCAUCCCCCCUCCCCCCCCCACCACCAUCCCCCCCCCCACCACCAUCCCCCCCCCCACCACCAUCCCCCGACUCUUAUGGCUCAAUCCAGAGACUUGUCACCUGCAUGGGGCUCAGCAUGGGCCUGGUCUCCAGCAGUGCUCCGUGUGUCGGAGAUAUUGGCUGUCACAUCCUUCGUCAGCUACGGGCAGAUAUUUGUGAUUUACAGGAGAAGAACUUUCAUAACAACGCCGAGCGGCUGAGGACUGGUGGUGGGCCAGGCCAGAUUUUGAUGCUCAGCCACUAUGAGCAGGAGGCACUGGACCUGGUGUGGCGACAUGCGCCCAGGUCCACUGGAGCUGGAGAGAUUGGGGUUCCACGGGCUGGUAUGCGUGGCCAGCACUCACGUCGCCAGUGGUCUCCCAACAUCCAUGACAUUGCUGGUUGUUCAAUGAGGAUCAUUAAAGUUUUGGAUAGCCACAAGCCCAUUGUGUCCGUGCGACGAGCGGAGUACUGCAUGGGCACCUUAAAAUCCACGAUAGUUGGAGCCUCAACUACCUUAAGUGGCCCAAUAAUUGCGGCCACGCAAUGGACAUCAUCAUGCACCCGCCCAGCAAAAUAUCACGAUGGCGCAUGGUGA